Molecule: messenger RNA, 4903 nt
Organism: Engraulis encrasicolus (European anchovy)
Lineage: Eukaryota; Metazoa; Chordata; Actinopteri; Clupeiformes; Engraulidae
Gene: nploc4
Product: NPL4 homolog, ubiquitin recognition factor
Exons: 17
Coding region: 141-2078 (645 amino acids)
Biological process (GO): ubiquitin-dependent protein catabolic process
Cellular component (GO): nucleus
Molecular function (GO): ubiquitin protein ligase binding; ubiquitin binding
Source: RefSeq, a predicted model, not a curated record
GUGUAGCACCAAGUAUUUUUGUGCCGUGGGAUGGAGUUUCAUUCUGUUGACUGUUGUUAGCGAAGUCAAAGACUAAACGCCGAAAUAGUAGUCCUAUUCGUCGUACUAACAACCUCAUCGGGGGAGUGAACCCGUUCAACAUGGCAGACGACAUUAUCAUACGCGUGCAGUCUCCAGAGGGGAUGAAAAAGAUCUCCGCCACCAAGAGAGAGACUGCCGCAGCCUUCCUCAAGAAGGUUGCCAAAGAGUUUGGCUUUAACUCCAACGGCUUCUCCAUCUACCUGAACCGCAACAAGACUGGGGAGAUCCUGUCCCAGAACAAAGCCCUCAGUCUCCUCAAGAUCAAGCAUGGAGACAUGCUGUUCCUGUACCCCUCGUCGUCUCCCGGCACGUCCGGCGAGGUGAUGGACACCGCCACGCCGCACUCCUCCUCCUCUCUGCCCUCCACCUCCUCCUCCUCUUCAUCCUCCUCCUCCGCUGGCGCCUCCUCCUCCUCCUUUUCCUCCUCCUCUUCAUCCUCCAUGCUCCGCUCCCACUCGUCCGCACAUAUCAAGGAGGACGAAAUUGACCAGUUCCUGGCCAAGCAGGAGGGCAAGAUCUACCGCAACAAAGACCCACAGCUAUGUCGACAUGGCUCAAUGGGCAAAUGUGUGCACUGCGUACCGCUAGAGCCUUUUGACGAGGACUACCUGAACCAUCUGGACCCGCCAGUCAAGCACAUGUCAUUCCACGCCUACAUCCGCAAGCUCACAGGCGGCGCUGACAAGGGCAAGUUUGUGGCGCUGGAGAACAUCAGCUGUAAGAUCAAGUCAGGCUGCGAGGGCCACCCGCCCUGGCCCGACGGUAUCUGCACCAAAUGCCAGCCCAGUGCCCUCACACUCAACAGACAGAAAUACAGACACGUGGACAAUAUCAUGUUUGAGAACCACACCACGGCGGACCGCUUCCUGGACUACUGGAGAAAGACGGGCAGUCAGCGCAUGGGCUACCUUUACGGCAGGUACACCGAGCACAAGGAUAUCCCCCUCGGCAUCCGAGCAGAGGUGGCCGCCAUCUACGAACCCCCACAGAUGGGCACCCAGAACAGCCUGGAGCUGCUGGAGGACCCCAAAGCUGCAGCCGUGGAGGAGAUCGCCGCCAAGCUCGGCCUGCGCAAGGUGGGCUGGAUCUUUACAGACCUGCUGUCAGAGGACACCAGAAAAGGCACCGUCCGCUACUCCAGGAACAAAGACUCGUAUUUCCUGAGUGCAGAGGAGUGCAUCACGGCAGGCCACUUCCAGAACCAGGAAGCCAACGCCUGCCGCCUCUCCCCCGACGGACACUUUGGAUCCAAGUUCGUCUCCGUAGUAGCCACAGGUGGUCCGGAUAACCAGGUGCACUUUGAGGGCUACCAGGUGUCUAACCAGUGCAUGGCCCUGGUGCGGGAUGACUGCCUGCUGCCCUGCAAAGACGUGCCUGAGCUCGGCUACGCCAAAGAGUCCAGCUCCGAGCAGUACGUGCCUGACGUUUUCUACAAGGACAAAGACAAGUUUGGCAACGACAUCACUUACUUAGCCCGGCCCCUCCCUGUGGAGUACCUCAUCAUCGAUAUCACCACGACCUUCCCCAAGGACCCGCAGUACACCUUCUCAUCCUCGCAGCGCUUCCCCAUCGAGAACCGCGAGGCCUUAGGAGAGACACAGGAUUUCCACAGCCUGGCGACGUAUCUCUCCCAGUGCUCCUCUUCAACCUCCUUCCUCGACAUCGUCUCCGAUUUCCACCUUCUCCUCUUCCUCGUCACCAAUGAGGUCAUGCCACUAGGGGACAGUAUCGGUCUGCUGUUGGAUGCGGUGAAGACGUCAAAUGAGGAGCUGGCCCAGACCUGGAAGAAGUCCGAGCAGUGGGCCACCAUCGAACAGCUGUGUAGCACAGUGGGCAUGCAGCAGACGAGCUCUCUAGACGACUACGGGGCGCUGGGCGGCCCGUCUGGCUCGACACCCUCCGCCUCCUCCUCCGCCAUGUGGUCGUGUCAGCACUGCACCUUCAUGAACCAGCCGGGCACAGAGCUGUGCGAGAUGUGCAGCCUGCCGCGCAGUUAGGCCUCCCCACCACCGGGAGCGCCGCUCAGCACAGCACAGCCUGCAGAGCAGAGCAGAUCAGAGCGCCCCAUCCUCGCCCACCUACGCCCCCACACACAAACGCACAGCAACACCAACACCAUCCUCCCAAAGCCACCGUUGGGCUAUCUUGGUUUGGGCUUUGUCCUGCCUCCUCCUCUCGCCGCACCAUCCCCUUCCCUCCCUUCUCUUUCUUCAUUACUACAUGUCUCUCUUUCACUCUCACUCUUCCUCUUCCCCUCUGUCUCUCUCUUUCUCUCUCACUCUGGCUCUCAUCAAUGUUUCCCCUUCCUCCCCCUUGCAAUCCCCACUUCAUCCUUCUGUUGCCCUAAGGUGGGAGGUGCGUGGUCACCGCAGCAAAUGACCAAUCAAAAGCCGCCGUGUGGGCACAGGGCGGGGCGGGGUAUCAUGCGGCGGCACGCGGUGUGGUGUUCGACCACUUCAAGGACAGACAAAAGAAAUAGAAAAUAAAAAAGAUAAAAGAAACAAAAACAGACAGUUGUGUACUUGUAGCUCUUGCAGUUUGGCAUGGAUGGUCUUAGGUAAAGCACCCUGAUGAAGCUCCCUUGCCUCACUCCCCCAGCCCUGCAUCCCUGCUUCUCUCCCCUCUUCUUCCUCUCCCUCGCCUCCUUCUCCUCCUCCUGCUCCUCCUCCUCUUCCUCCUCCUCUUCCUCCUCCUUUUUGUCUUCCUUCUUCCUCCUCUCUUCUGAUCGUCAGGACAUCAACAAGACCCAACACAGUCAGUCUGGACUAACUCAUGUUGCAUAAAUGGGUCCAAUCUCUGGCCUAACUCUCUAACAAUCAGUCCAGUGUCCUGUACGAACUCUUUGCUCGAUCGCUCAACCGGUCCAGUGGGUCUAGCCCUCUCCAUCCCUCGGCCUUCAAACUGAUUUGUGUACAUAUACGAGUUGAGGAAUGACACUGUUAAUUUAAUUUGAUAUGGCGCUUUCUUUUUCCUGUCAGUUGUUUUUUUUUCCUUUCUUUCUUUUUUUCGCUCCUGUAUUGUGUAAUUACAGACAUGCAGGGUAUUGAAACCAGUGCUAUAUAUUUUUUGGUUGUGAAAUUGCAGUGGGACUUUGGACUUUGAAAGAGAGCUGUUGAGCUUGUAUCCUGCCCCCAUCCUCCUAAAAACAUGCCCACAUAACACAAUCACUGAGCACAGAAAUGAUAUGCAUCCGUUUAACACUGACACUUUGACCACAUCAGAUUGCAUACAACUGAGUUUUACCUGGUUACACACACACACACACACAAACACAAACAAUUCAAUUUUCCGUUGGCAACAUUGCAAAUGUGGCGAAGCUGGUUAGCAACAAUCGAGAAAAGGGGUCCUGGUAGUGGACUCUGGUGUUUGUGAAAUCAGUCGAGAGAUCAGUAAACUCCUGGUUUUAUUUUGUGUGCUUGUUAGCAUUUUAAAAUCUUGGUUAUUUAGAACAUAUGUGUAUUGAGGGAUUUUGUAGGGCAGUCUAGCAGCGAGGGCAGGGAUAUGGAGUUUGGAGAUUUGAUGAUUGGUGAUUCUUCAGAGGUCGGGGCAAGGCUUUCUUUGGUGAUGUUAUUCUGAUUUGGAAGUUGCCCGUUGCAGUUGCGCUUGGUAGCCAAACUGCACAGAAAAGACGCACACGACUUGAUUGUGAUUCGAAGUUGUCCGUCGUGCUUGCAACAAAUUAUUUUAUUUUCUUCACUCCCGGCCUUGUUCCCCUGGCUGUCUUUUUCCCUGUCUUUGUACUCGUCUAGGGGUGAGGGGAGAUCUGAAGAAGGGGAGAUCUGUGAGAAUGUGCUUCCAUUCAUCACUUGCCCAGCGGUUCUAACCAUUUAGGGGCCCUAGGCAAAGUCAAGACAUGGGGCCCUUUUGAAUUACUUCUGCCGGGACAGCUGGAGGUGCGAAGGAUGUCUAAGCAUAGAGGUGUUGUUCCUGGAUUCAGAAAGUGAAAAUCCUGCCACAACUUUGAUCCAACCAGCUCUGAAUCAGCCGUUUGUAGUGAGUACAAGACCGGUUAGACCAGUUACUAAGGGAAGUCGCUUGUGUUGGAAGGAAUGUUUGGAAGGGCUUCUACUUCUGAACUUUUGACACCUAAAAUUAGGGAGAAAGGGUGUUGAGAUAUUGAUUUGUGUUUCUUUUGACUUUGUUUUUUUUUCAUUUACUGUUGCAUUACAAGGACAGAGACCACCCGCCAUUUUUCCAAAUGAGAAAAAGUCAGUCAUUCCAGCACUAUUGGUUGUAUGAAGUCAGCCGCAUUUUAAGCACUAUUGGACAUAAUAUACGUAUGUCCGUGAAUUUGUAAACAUAGCCAGUUCAGGUCAUUUAAAAAGGGGAGAUAGAGCCUUCUUAGAUAACACUGAUUGAUACUUUUAAUUUUACAAAGCUACAGCUCAGCGUAUGGUGUAACCAUGAUGACUGUAAUGGACAUGCAUAUUCCAGAGUGGUGUGGUUGAUAUGGGAUUUAAGUUAUGCUGUAUUUAUGAUUUAUGAAUUCUGCAUUUAACUUCUGGUGCAACAACAAAAGUUAUUAAAUGGGUUUCCUUUUUUCCUCCCCUUCCUUGACAUGACAUUGGGAAAAGUUUAAAGCAUCUUCUCUUCAACCAUGUCUUCCCUUGCUCCCCAAUUCCACCUCCCACCUAUUGGCAAAGACGCUGAAAGCCCUCCCCAUCCCCCCUCCCCCAUCCCUGCGCCUGUUGAAAUGCAAGCUGACAGCACAGCACUGCUUACUGAUCCAGAGCUGAAGGAGGAUACCCUCCAAAUUGUACGCUGUAAGGUUGAGUUGGCAUUUUCAAAAAUACAAAUAAACAAUAAAAUGGAUACCUUUGAA